AUGGUUGUUUUCGAUGGCCACGAGUACCUGACUGAGGAAGAGCGCCGCCUCAAGGAUGAUCGCGAGCGCAAGCGGUAUUGGAAGAAAUGGGGUCCCUACGUCGCCGAACGACAGUGGGCUACCGUCCGAGAGGACUACAGCCAUGACGGCGAUGCAUGGAGUCACUUUCCUCACGAACAUGCCCGGUCGCGAGCCUUUCGUUGGGGAGAAGACGGCAUUGCCGGUGUCUCUGAUACCCAUGGCUGGCAAAAUAUUGGUUUCAGCUUCUGGAAUGAAAAAGACGACUUCUUGAAGGAGCGUCUUUUCGGCCUUUCCAAUCCUCAGGGUAACCAUGGCGAAAGUGUCAAGGAAGCCCAUUUCCAUGUCGACAACACACCUCAUUCCUAUAUGAAAUUCCUAUACAAAUAUCCGCAAAAGGCCUUCCCCUACGAAGAUCUCAUCAAAGAAAAUGCGAAGCGGUCGAAGGAAGAUAAAGAGUACCAAAUUAUUGACACUGAUGCUUUCGACGAAGACCGGUACUGGGACAUUUUCAUUGAGACGGCAAAGGAAGAAAAUGACCCCGACGAGCUCCUCUUCCGAGUCACAGCAUGGAAUCGCGGCCCGGACCCUGCACCCCUCCACAUCAUUCCCCAAGUCUGGUUUCGUAACACAUGGAGCUGGGGCAUUGAGCCCCCAGAAAAGAAGCCCAUCAUGUCCGCCAAUUCGGAGCUUUCUGCCUCUUCCAACCACUGGAGCCUCGGUCAAAGACAUCUCACGCUAUCACCGUCUCCUGGCGUCGGGUUGACUGGUGACGAUGUUCUACCAGAGCUGAUAUUUACCGAAAAUGACACCAACGUUAACGUCCUCUACGGCCAAAAGAACACACAGCCCUAUGUCAAGGACGGAUUCCAUCGCUACAUUGUGAAUGGGGAGAAGAACGCCGUCAAUCCUGCGCGAAGCGGCACAAAAUGUGCUGCCUGGUUUAGCUUCAAUGAGGAUGGUGGCGUGAGCCCAGGUGAAUGCGCAGUCGUACGCUUCCGGUUCUCAAAGAAAGAACAAAGCUAUCUCGACGAAGAGGAGUUCGACAAUGUGAUUGAGAAGCGUAAAGAAGAGGCCGACGAGUUCUACUACCGCCUUAGCCCGCUGCCCAUGACUGACGACUUGCGAAGUGUCCAGCGACAGGCAUUCUCAGGCAUGAUGUGGACCAAACAGCAUUACCUCUUUAUUUGGGAUCAAUGGGCCAACGGUGAUCCUGCGACGCCUCCACCCCCGCCGGAGAGACGAUCAAUUCGCAACACUCAAUGGCGUCAUAUGCAUUGCGAUGACAUUUUGUCCAUGCCUGACUCAUGGGAAUACCCUUUCUUCGCCGCUUGGGACAGCGCCUUUCACUGCAUUCCCUUGGCAAUGAUAGAUCCCGAUUUCGCCAAAAAGCAGCUCGAUCUCUUUACCAGAGAGUGGUACUGCCAUCCCAACGGCCAGCUGCCAGCUUAUGAAUGGAACUUUAGCGAUGUCAAUCCACCCGUACAUGCUUGGGCCACCUUCCGCACGUUCAAGAUCGAGCGAAAGCUUUACGGUCGUCAGGACUUGGACUUUCUAGAGCGUGUGUUCCAAAAGCUGCUGCUCAAUUUUACUUGGUGGGUAAACCGGAAAGAUACAGACGGCAAGAAUGUCUUUGAAGGCGGCUUCCUUGGUCUUGACAACAUUGGUCUGUUCAACCGGUCAGAGCCCCUACCUACAGGUGGUGUGCUGGAACAAGCGGAUAGCACGGGUUGGAUGGCAUUUUACUGCUUAUCUAUGCUCAACAUUGCGCUUGAGCUGGCCAAGCACCGCCGCAUUUACGAAGACAUUGCGUCCAAGUUCUUCGAGCAUUUCAUCCUUAUCAGCGAUGCUAUGACCUUCAGAGAAGGCAAUAAGGACGAGCAGUCUCUCUGGAACGACGAAGACGGCUUUUAUUACGACGCCAUCUCAUGGGGUGGUCCGUACAUUCAGCAGCUACCUGUGCGUUCGCUUGUUGGACUUAUCCCCCUCUAUGCCACAACGACGUUGGAGCCGGAACUCAUGAAUAAGCUGCCGUCGUUCCGUAAGCGUGUCGAAUGGUUCAUCCACAACCGGCUAGACGUGGCCGAACGAAACAUGGCUAGCAUCAGAAAACGGGGGAAAGGCAACAGAAUCCUACUUUCAAUCGUCAGUAAGGAUCGCCUGGAGAAGAUUCUUAAGCGCAUGUUGGACGAGGAUGAGUUCUUCAGUGAUCACGGCAUCCGGUCACUCUCCAAAUAUCACAAAGACCACCCUUUCUCCAUGGAUGUCAACGGACAAGUCUUUAAGGUUGGUUACGUCCCAGGUGACUCAGACAGUGGCCUCUUUGGUGGCAACAGCAAUUGGAGAGGCCCUAUCUGGCUGUGCGUCAACUUUCUCCUGGUAGAAUCUCUACAGCGAUUUUAUCUGUUCUACGGACACGAAUUUCAAGUUGAAUGCCCGACUGGUAGUGGUGACUACAUGCACUUGGGUAAAGUGUCCGAAGAAAUUCAGCACCGUCUUCAGCACCUGUUUGCGCGCACAGACGACGGCAGAAGAAGUGUAAAUGCUGGUAACGAUAUGCUUGACUUUGACGAGAACUGGAAAGACUAUCUUUGGUUCCACGAGUUCUUUGACGGUGACACAGGACGCGGUCUUGGUGCCAGCCACCAGACGGGAUGGACUGGGCUGAUUGCCAGAAUGAUUCAUGAUACUGGUGUCAGCUGUCGUCUCCCGCAGACGCCGCGCACGCCGUCCGUCGGCAUGGCGCACUACUUUGACGACAUGUUCCAGCGCAGCGUCGAGGUCGGCGUCCCGCACUCCCCGCGCAUGCACCGCAUCCGCAGGUCCUCCACGGCGCGCUCCAUCGGUGCACGCAGCGACUUUGUCCUUGACGAUAAUGACGACGCUCACUCUGAUGGCGGCUCCGUUUCGGACGGCAUCGUCCUGACCCACGGCGCCGCCGCCGCCGCCUCCGCCGCUGCCGCCCUCGAGAAAUCCGAGGCCGACUCCCACAUGCACUCCUACAUCUCGGACCAGCUGAGCCGCUACAAGGACGAGAUGCAGUCGGACCGCUUCUCGCACGCCGAUGAGUUUGAGACGUCUGCCAACGGCAAGGGGGGCGGCGCUGGUGAUCAUUGA
This is a messenger RNA of Cordyceps fumosorosea ARSEF 2679, 3135 nucleotides long. Its product is annotated as cytoplasm protein. The coding region runs from base 1 to 3135 and encodes 1044 amino acids. Lineage: Eukaryota; Fungi; Ascomycota; Sordariomycetes; Hypocreales; Cordycipitaceae. The record is from RefSeq and is a predicted model, not a curated record. Gene Ontology annotation, biological process: oligosaccharide metabolic process; protein N-linked glycosylation. Gene Ontology annotation, cellular component: endoplasmic reticulum membrane. Gene Ontology annotation, molecular function: Glc3Man9GlcNAc2 oligosaccharide glucosidase activity. The transcript is spliced from 8 exons.